CCUGUUCUAGUCCAUCAUGAAGAAGUAUUUUGUGUAUCUUAAUACCUUACUGGUACUAAUCGUGAUCGUGUCUGCUCACCGACUGCAUCAUCCGUUCGCACUGGAACUUCUCGAUACGACGGUAGAUUCUCUUCGGUUGCAGCCAAGAGCAGCCGGUGUAAAUGUUACAGAAAGUGAAAGUGUGCAUCCGCCACCCGCAGCAACCUUAAGCGAGGAACGGCCCACCCCGGAAGCGACCGAUGAGCACAGCAAUGAAGCACGGCAUCGAAAAAAGCGUCUCAUUUCGGCAGGUGAAUAUGAGCAAACGGCUCAGUACUGGAACAUAGGCGCACAGCUCAAACUAAAGGAACAUUUGCUGAAGCAGCCGAACCGAAACAUUGCUAAAAAUGUGAUCUUCUUCCUCGGUGAUGGUAUGUCUAUACCGACGCUUGCCGCCAGCCGUAUGUAUCUCGGGCAGCAGCAAGGUCAUACGGGCGAAGAAAGUCGACUGUCGUUUGAAGAGUUUCCUGACGUUGGCCUUGUGAAGACCUACUGUGUGGACAAACAGGUGGCUGAUUCUGCCUGUACAGCGACGGCUUAUUUGUGUGGUGUGAAGGCCAACUAUGCAACGAUCGGUGUAACGGCUGCCGUCAACUAUGGUAACUGUGCCGCCAGCAAUGAUCCGCGCAACCAGGUCCAAUCGCUCAUGGCCUGGGCCCAGGCAGCAGGGAAAGCGACCGGUAUCGUGACGACAACACGCGUCACGCACGCCAGCCCCGCCGGUACCUACGCACACACCGCCAACCGUGACUGGGAGUGCGAUGCCGACGUAGUUCGGAGGGGCGGUGAUGCGGCCCAGUGUCCAGACAUCGCGUCGCAACUAAUCUACGGUGAAACGGGCAAAAACUUUCGUGUCAUUCUGGGUGGGGGCCGUCGCAAGUUCCUUCCGAAAACCAUGAAGGACGAGGAAGGAUUCCGCGGUCAACGGCUAGACGGAGCCAACUUGAUUUCCCAAUGGUAUUAUGGGAAACCGCUCGGUACGGCACGGUACGUGUCGAACAAGCACGAGCUGAUGGCGCUCAACUUCACCGAGGUAGAUUAUCUGUUGGGACUGUUCAGUGCAGACCAUAUGAAGUUCCAUCUCGAUGCCCGCCCGGAAAUGGAUCCAACGUUGGGCGACUUAACGUAUGCGGCGAUAAGAACACUGGAGAAGUACCCCGAAGGUUAUGUGCUAUUUGUGGAGGGUGGCAAAAUUGAUCUGGCCCAUCAUUUCACCAAGGCACGUAAAUCGCUCGAUGAAACCGUGCAGUUGUCCGAGGCGGUGCAGGUGGCACGUCAGCUCACCAGCCCGGACAAUACGCUGCUCGUGGUGACGGCGGACCAUUCGCAUACAAUGACACUAUCAGGCUAUGCGGCACGUGGUAACGACAUACUCGGCCUGAACAGCCAGAUCAGCGACGGCGACAAGAAACCGUACACCACACUAACGUACGCGAAUGGACCGGGUGGACCGCUGCCCGGUCCGAAGGGCCAGAGACCAAACAUCACCGAGUCGAUGAUAAAGGACCGCGAGUUUCAGUUCCCGAAGGUGGUCCCGAUGAAGUACGAAACGCACGGUGGCGACGAUGUAGCCCUGUUUGCGUGCGGACCGUGGUCGCACCUGUUUGGCGGAAUGUACGAACAGAAUGUAAUACCACACCUGAUAGGCUAUGCAGCGUGUAUCGGGAACGGUGAGCACGCGUGUUCGACGGUUGGUGGUUUGUAAACAGCGUGCAGGACGCUUUUUAAUUUGUCGUGUUGUUGUAUGUUUUGUAAAUAAAAUUCCCCUAUGCUUUUAAGUAA
This is a messenger RNA of Anopheles maculipalpis, 1821 nucleotides long. RefSeq names its product alkaline phosphatase, tissue-nonspecific isozyme-like. The coding region runs from base 17 to 1744 and encodes 575 amino acids. The transcript has 3 exons. Gene Ontology annotation, molecular function: alkaline phosphatase activity. Gene Ontology annotation, biological process: dephosphorylation. The record is from RefSeq and is a predicted model, not a curated record. Lineage: Eukaryota; Metazoa; Arthropoda; Insecta; Diptera; Culicidae.